Lentinula edodes (shiitake mushroom) is the source of this 1227-nucleotide messenger RNA. RefSeq lists its product as uncharacterized. NCBI's taxonomy places the organism in Eukaryota, Fungi, Basidiomycota, Agaricomycetes, Agaricales, Omphalotaceae. Gene Ontology annotation, biological process: protein phosphorylation. Gene Ontology annotation, molecular function: ATP binding; protein kinase activity. Bases 1 to 1227 code for a protein of 408 amino acids. The record is from RefSeq and is a predicted model, not a curated record. The transcript is spliced from 5 exons.
AUGGUUUGCUGUUUUCCUGCUGGGAAGGGAGAAAACCUCAUAGCUUACGCUUUUGAUAUUAUCGAUAAUGAAAAGUUCUGGGUGGAACACUCAGGAUGGUUGGAAAGUCUAGGCUACAAGUUAAGGUCGCGGUAUCAGCCAGAUAAACCGCCACCCCAGCUACGACCUUUCAGCGAGGCCUUUUUCGAUGCGGAAGAAGUUCCUAUAUUCGGAUCGCUCAUUGACGCUUUACGAAUUUCUGACAAUAAACCUGUAAUGCUCAAGAAAGUCUCGCGAGUUAUUCAUCCUCAAGAAGUCGAAAUUGGUUUAUAUUUCUCAAAUGAUUCAAUAGCAGCAGAACCUCGCAACCACUGUGUCCCUAUAUACGAUGUCAUUCCUGUGCCAAAUAGUGAAAUGGACUUGAUUGUGAUGCCGGUUUUGAGGCCGUUCAAUGAACCAGAGUUCGACACCAUGGGGGAAGCCAUCGCUUUCAUGCAACAAUUGUUCGAGGGUAUCCAAUUUAUGCAUGAACAUCUUGUUGCCCAUGGUGAUUGCACAGAGAUGAACAUCAUGAUGGAUGGUACCCAGAUGUUUCCAGAGGGCUGGCAUCCAAUAGAUCCCUGGAAGGCAAAAGACAACCCCCUUCGCUCAGCUAAGCGUACUGGAUUUCGAAUGCACUUUUGGCCGAAAUACUACCUGAUUGAUUUUGGCCUUUCCCAUAUGUACAGCAAUAAAAGCACAGCCCCCCCAUUGGAAAGGAUUCUGAGAGGAGGCGAUAAAUCAGCCCCCGAGCACGCACAAAAGUACAAACAUGCCAAUCCUUUCUCAACAGAUAUAUACUACAUCGGUAAUCUCAUCCGUCAAAAUUUCACUGAGGUAUUGCUUUGUUGUAAACGGUUUGCUUUUUUGAAACCGCUUGUUGAUUCUAUGGUUCAAGAUGACCCCGUCAAGCGACCCACAAUUGAUGACGUGGUCAUGCAAUUUGAUGCUCUUGUUCGAAAGCAUCAAAGAUGUUUUAACUUCAGGGCAGCGCCGUGCGACUUGGACCAAUUCUACUCGACUGAACGCAUUUCCGCAACUAUUCGGCGAUUUACCAAGUAUCUGCUUCCGAGACGUUCCUUGCCUGUGCUGUCACAACCUCAAAAGCGCUUAUCACCUGAAUUACGCUGGAUGUACUCGGGGUCUCCCACAGAAUAUCCGGAAGGUCAGGAGCGUCCCAUCUUUCUAUAUACAAAUGAGGUGGACUAG